Messenger RNA from Girardinichthys multiradiatus, 10608 nucleotides. Its product is annotated as low-density lipoprotein receptor class A domain-containing protein 4-like. The record is from RefSeq and is a predicted model, not a curated record. Gene Ontology annotation, molecular function: R-SMAD binding. The transcript has 7 exons. Lineage: Eukaryota; Metazoa; Chordata; Actinopteri; Cyprinodontiformes; Goodeidae. Gene Ontology annotation, biological process: negative regulation of transforming growth factor beta receptor signaling pathway. The coding region runs from base 748 to 1767 and encodes 339 amino acids. Gene Ontology annotation, cellular component: early endosome membrane; Golgi membrane.
GACAGCUGAGCUUUAUUUUGCCUCCCAGCCUUGACGCCACUGUAGUUCAGUUGGACCUGACGUCUAACAUCCACAGCAUCACAGACCAGCCAACCAGUCACGGCGGCGUUGCACGUGAGUGGAGGCACGAACAGCUGUGGAGCCAACCUGCGAGCAGCGGAAUAGUUACUGAUGAAUAUCGGGCUGGACAUUUGUGGGAAGAAGAAAACAGAACCAGAUUAUAACAGAAAGCAAAAGAUCAAAAAGAAUCAGAGGGGGCAGCAAUGUUGUUAAAAUCUGCGUAUAAAAGACAAGCCUGAGCCACACCCAUGCUGCAUCCUUCAUCCUCUUCUAACCGUGCCACAAAAAACCCAUCCAUCUCUGUCAUCGUCCCUCCACUCUCCUCUAAUUCAUCCCUUUAUUCUCCCUCCAUCAGAACAUAGCUGAACCCCUUCUACAGACCAGUGAUCCAGGCAGCAGUAAAAAGAACAAGGGUUGACGAGACAAGCUGUCACUAAGCACAGGAGGGACCCUCACUUGCUGCCGGGUGUGAAAAAAACAGCUGCCUUUAACUUGAGCACAUGGGCUGUUAAUGAACACAGAUGGCAGUGAGACUGGCUGGUGCCACCCCUUCCUCUCGACCACCCUCCCUCCCUCCAACGGCCACUGCCCGGACAGGUUGAGGUCGGUCCAUCGGCAUCCAUCGCAACAUCCGCAGCAGCUGGCUGGGAAGGAGCAGUAUGCCGGAAACUGACCUGCCAGCUACAAAUGCCUUCAAAGAGGGUGAUUAGGAGAUCCGCCAGGGGGGAGGAGAAGGUAGAUGAUGGAUACUCCGGGAGCGUGUCGGAGUGCAAGUUCCACUGCACCAAUGGGAAUUGCUUGCGUCUGGGCUCGCUGAUUUGCAACCAGCUGAAUAACUGUGGGGACAACAGUGAUGAGGAGAACUGUCCCGUGGUGACCCAGCACCCUCCACCUGGUAUCUUCAACUCUGAACUGGAGUUUGUUCAGAUUGUCAUCAUCAUCGUGGUGAUGACAGUGAUGGUGGUGGUGAUCAUCUGCCUGCUCAACCACUACAAGCUCUCCACAUGGUCCUUCAUAACACGGCAAAGCCAGGCCCGCAGGCAGGACCAUGCCCUGCAGCAGAAUGGUUGUCUGUGGCCUUCAGACAGUGGCUCUCGACAAGGUGCCUCAGAGGUGUUUUACGCUCCCCAGGCCAGAGAUCGCUUCACCGCUCCGUCUUUCAUGCAACGUGACCGUUUCAGCCGCUUCCAGCCCACCUACCCAUACAUGCAGCACCAGAUCGACCUGCCGCCCACCAUAUCGCUGUCAGACGGCGAGGAGCCCCCACCGUACCAGGGGCCAUGCACACUGCAGCUCCGUGAUCCUGAGCAGCAGAUGGAGUUAAACCGGGAGUCGGUGAGGGCACCGCCCAACCGGACCAUCUAUGAUAGUGACUUGAUUGACAUAGGGAAUGGGGGAGGCCUGGGAGGGGUUGGGGCAGGAGGGGGAGGUUUAGGAGGAGGUGGCCCGCGGCCACCCAGCAGUAACUCUGGCAUCAGUGUUGCCAACUCCUGCAGCCACGGGCGCAUGGAGGGGCCGCCGCCAGCAUACAGCGAGGUGAUGGGCCAUUUUCCAGGCUCAGCGUUCUUUCUACACCAGCACAGCAAUAACCAGAGAAUAGGAAGACCAGGCGCACUGGGGAGCAGGACGAUCCAGCAGCAGAGCCAAUCAGAAAGCACAAUAGUACCUGCCAAGGCCAAGGAUGGCCAACCAGAAGACCUGGUCUGAGGAAAGGGGCAGGGGGCAGGUGGGGCCGAGCACCCUGGACUGAACGCUGUCUCCUAUGUUUACCCCCGACAUGUAAGCACUGGUCUCUGUAUUGCACUGUUGCUCUCAUGUCCUCUCUCCACCCUCCCAUGCACAACAAAUCUCAACAUGAGCUACAACAAAUCAAGGAAAGAGAAACCAAGAGUUGAUUUCAUUUCACUCUGUCCAGCUUUAUCCGCUGGGGGACCUUUAUUUUGGCCUUCUCUUGGAGAGGGAAAAACUGUGCUAGCACAGACUUGGGGUAGGAGGUUCCUUUUUUGUCUUUUGUUUUGCGUUUCAGACCGGGACCUGUGCACAACGCGAGAACUGAGAACCCAGGACAUACAAAGAACACAACAACACAAAACAAUAACUCACAAACCCAAAUCUUAGUGCCAAGGUUCAUGACGAAGCAAAGCAAAGCCGGCAAAUAACAUCUUCUAACAUUCACAACACAACAAACAGGAAAGUUCCCUAAAAGUUGCACUAUCUUUGUUGUUAGAGGAGAGGGACAUGAUGUCAUGUGAUGCUGAUGUGUUUUUCUCCUAUUUUCAUUUUUUUUUGUUUCAGGGUUGAUGUUGUUUUUGUUUUUUUAUUGAGGGUUUCUUUUUAUGGAUGGACUGAAUGACUGACUGAAGUCAGGCUCCAAAGUUGAACAGUUGGUAGCAAAAAACUGAAAAACAAAAAAACGGAACAAAAACUAACAAGAAUAAGCUUAUGUCCUUCCUUUUCUGAAGAGUUCAAGAAAUCUUUGAACCCAGCCUAAAGCAUCUUGUUUGCUUACACCACAGGCACACUGAAACUUAGUAAGAUAAAAACCAUGUAAUGCUUUACGUCUGCUUCCUCAUAGGGGAGAGAAAUCUGCCUUGUGACCAAGCAGCGAUCUUUCCUACAAUCUAACAUUAAACAUAAUAAUAGUUUGAGCCAGGUGCUGGUUUAAAAGUUAAAAACUUUGUUUAGACCCCAUGGGCAACAUCAACACGUGUUAGUUUUUAUCUGGUGGCUUGGUCAAAGCAGAUUUUUCUUUCCAAAUGUGUCCCGUUCUCUGAGCACCCGACCUUUUUAUCGCUCGACCUGCACAGUCCAUUCUACCACACGGAACUCGCAACCCUGCUGCAGUUUUGCCAACAAAUGGAAGACAACUCUUUGUCUUCACAUCAGCGACGCCCCACACAAAAAAAGAUGAAGCAAAGAUUGCUUAAAUAAGGAUUCCACGAAUACUGACUGUGGUUGAAGUCAAAGGGCUACCAGAGGGUCCUUUUUGAUAAAGAAACUCAAAAAUCUAGCCUUUUUUCACCUCCAUUGUUGCCUUCAAUCUCUGCUGUUGCGCUUGCUCUAUCUCACUUCAGCACAUUUCAGUGCACCUUCUCCACCCUGCAAAGAUAAACCCAUCCUGCUAUUCGUGUGCAAAAGUGAUGCAGAGUCAGCCAAGCCCUUUAAAGCUGAGACUGGAGUGGAGUCGUCGGUUGUCAGCAUGCUGAUGCGGUCUUCUCCUUGCAGUAUGAGUGUGUUGCCGUGUUUGUUGCUCAGACCCUUUGCAACACUGAGAAGCACUUAGAGUUCCUGCAUGGGUAUUGUAUGUGUGCAUGUGUGUACAGCUGAGUGAUUUAUUAUUGACAUUUAAGGACUUUUUUUUUGUUAGUUGGAAUUCAGCAGAGCAUCUUUUUAAAACCCAGAAAUGGACGAGGGUCAAAUAGUCCAAUAGAAUUCACACAACAGGUUCCAGCAAUAGGCACAAAGUUUGCUUCAGUUAGAAAUUCCGAUUCAGAUCAAGCUCCAUUCAUGUGUCAACAAAUCUCAUGACAAAUCUGCUAUCUGACCAUUCCAACCCACUCAGACCUGUUAAAUAUAAAAAUCUGCAAUUACAGUAAAGUAAAGACUUACAGGAUCAAAGCUCAGUGCUUAGAUCACAUCAUGCUCAUCACUUUGCUCAAGCUACUGUCAAACUGUUUAUUUCUUAUAGUGUGUGCAGAUCAAGAUCAAGGAUGUAAAAUACAGUGUUAUGUUGUGUUAGGACAGGAAAGGCUGAUUUCUUCUCGUCGUCAUCGUACCAGGUAGUAGACUCUAAAUGAUUCAUGCCCCUCGUAAACUUAAAGUUGCCUUCAUUCAACCAAGAAAUUUGUGUCUGAAUGGAACGUAGGAUGUGCCUCUGUAGACACUUUACGAUUCAACUUUUUCCUCCUCCCCGGCACCAGCACUGCAAAAGACACCAAUAAAAAACAGAUUUUAAAACCUCUGUCAAAAACAUUAACAGAAUACAUAAAAAACAAAUCUGAAUUCCCAGCUCUGAAGAAAGAAAUGCUAGUGGAUCUCUGCAGAUUCCUAACUAACAGCGUACCCUAUACUCAAGUAAAUAAUGAGUCCAAUAUCUGCCACGUCCUCUUUGACCAGUAUUACUUUGGUCUUAGCAAUCUGCCAUUCCUGUAACGUUCUUCUGAAGCUCAUUCAUACUUAAACCAGUUUGGCUCUCAUUCACUGCUGGGAUUUGAAGUACACAACAUUACAACUGCCACCCAUCAUGCCAAAGGAUGACGAAGGAUUCUGCGGCAGUAGAUGUCCAGACAUCUCUGACGUAGGGUAUUAAAUCCCAAGAGGGCUUCAUAGCGUGAAAGCCACAGUUCUUGAUGACUCUCAUUGGUUGCAGGUCCCUUCUCAGCACAGUGAACUUUGUAAUUAGCUUCACCUUUUUGACUUUUCACAUUGUUUGCUCAAUGACCCUCUAACUGAUGGCAGGGGACAAACAGCCGUUUUACUUCCAACUCUGGAGGUAAGCAUGUAAUAUGAUUCCUCAUAUUUGUCAUGUUUCAAAAAGCCUCUUUCUGUGACCCUUGUCCAACACAUUUCCCUUUCAUGCAGCGGGGCUGGUUGCGGUGAAUGUCAACGUAUGUGUUCACCUCAAACUGCCCGAGGUGCCGCACUUAUGUGCUUCCGAGUUCUGCAUUACGUGUUCCUCAAAAACUGGCCAUAAAGUAAAAUGAAAAGAAUAGAGUUUUGACAUGUUUUAAUCGAUUCAGAACUGUCCAUGUUCACAUCUAGAUGCUUCGAUAACCAUGUUUUACCCUUAGCCCUAAUUGGAUAUGGCCAGAGCAACUCCCAAGAAGUUUUAUUAUUUUUGUGUCAUCUGUUUUUAUUAACAUUGUAACAAAAAUGGCACUUUGAAAAAUCACUUUCUCUUCCUUUAAACCAGUGAAAAGCCUUUAUUACAGCCCUCAAAGCUUCUUGCAUUUCUCCGCUGGUAUUUUUGACCAGUCAUCUUUUGCAAUAAGUUUCUAGACAAUGAGACAACAGAUUGUCUGUUAGAUUCAAUUCUCUCUGACUGGGCCACUUCAAACAAUGAUUUUACUUUCAGCUAAAUUAAAAUAUUAUACGUGUAAAUCUACCAAGGGUAUAAAUAAUUUUAAGCCUGAGUCCUGGGAGUCUAUGAGUGCCCCCAAGUGGUCAAACAAUCAUUAGCUAAAUUAAUCAGAAAGUAGGUCGGGCUGCUGUCAUAUUGAACUGCUCCGAGCAUUCAGUAUAUAGAGAGGAGUUGAUCUUCAUCAGUGCAUAAUGAGGCAGGAAAUUAUGUAAUGUUGUCAAAUCAUUUGAGUAGCACGUCCGCUGAGUUGUGGCAGUUUGGCAUGUUUAAAUAAAAUCCACAGCAGCUUGGCUUAAUUGUAGUUUAAACUGCAGUUUCCGAUGCAUUGUAAGGCCAAGAAGCUGCGAGGAGCAUUAUUAUCCUUAUUAUAGUUAGUAUUUACUUCCACAAGUGAAAAGCAAGGCAGAUACACAGUAGUGUGAUUGGGGUUUUAGAAUGACUGUUGACAGUGGUACUCUCCAGAUCUGGAAAUCAACAGGGAUUUUUUUCCACACAGUCACGGUUAGGUUGAGUACUGUUCUCCAUAAACAGUUUGACACAUGAAAAAUUAAAACCACAGCUGGUUGACGUUUUCAACUAUAGAAAAAAACACCAAUUUGUGUGGGAUAACACAGCAGUGUACUGUCUUAGGAGGUCUGGGUGUUCCCAUGGGAUCUCAUGAGAUCUGUUUGACAGGUUGAACGAUAUAACCUGAUGUCUUGGAAGCAUACCGCUGUCCAUCUGUUUUGGGUCUAAAUGGAGUACAGACACAUUUCCAGGUGAAGUAAAACUGCAUCUUCCCCGGAAUUCAGUCAUCGUCUGCUGCCUCCUGAGGCAGCAUUAUUGUUUAAGGCGACUAGAGCAGUACAGAUGCAGUGAGAUUGAAUUAGAAAUAUCAAACUAAUAGAAAUGUGCCUGGAAGUCCACAUGUUCCUCCAUGUUGUAAGUUUAUCUCUAAAGUCAGAUUUUACGUUCUGCAAAAAUCACAAGAUGGACUUUCCGCUCACUUUAGCCUCUUUUCCAUUUACAGUUCCAGCACUGCACAUCUCCACUCCGCUCUACCUCUCUCCACUCAGCACCAAACCAGUUGUGUUUCCAUUGACUGCUGAAGGUGGGGCUUCACAGCCUAAUAUCAUGUUCUCUGACAAAAGUGAUGUUGCAGGGUUCGAUGGGCAUGAUUUCAAACCACUGCCACGGCUUUCAGUUUGACCCGCUCCGGGGGAAAAAAAAAAAUUUUGUAGUGGCUUUUAUGUUUUCUGAGCUUUUCGGGCACAGCCGCGAUGUGCAGUAAAAUCUGUAGCUUGUCAUUCUGUCCACUACCUUGGCGAACACCUUUUAAUUUCUCCUCGCCCCUUUGAGCUGCCGCUGAAUAUUGCAGUCAGACUCAGAAGGCUGACCACGCAAAUAGUCAAUCAGUGAACAGCUGCCUGUUCACGUCACAUUUUGGCCCUGUUAAACCCAAAUGGGACCUGCUGCUGAGCAGGUACCAAAAAAGCCAGUAUCGGGCCAGUAAAGCAAGUACUGGAAACGGCCGCAAAACAGGCUGAGUAGAGUGGGGCCGGCCGAAGUAGAGCCCAUGGAAAAGGGGCAUUUGAGCCAAAGCUCAUGAAUCCCUUCACAUCACUGUUUGAAUGUAUGCACUUGUCCGGCUUGUGUGUGUGUGUCACUACAUCACUGCUGCUAUUGCUGUUGCUGCUGCUACCACCACUGUCUUUGCUACUGCUGCUUCUCACAUCCCUCCCCCAGCCAGCCUUCCUUGCCUUGUCCAUCCUACCCUACUCUGCUCAUCCUACGCUUAGGAGAGAAAGCCUUCUGCAGUGAAAGCCACUGGUACUUGGACUUCUGAUACUUUUGGCCUUUUGCUGCACGGAGCUGCUUCAGACUCAGAUCUCUUCCAUGGUUUUCUUAUUUUUGUUUCCCUUUUUUUUUUAGCUUGUUCAUACUGCGCAGUCAUAAGCUUGUAAAUGGAGGAUAAAUAAGAUAAAUUUUAUGUUUUCUACAAGGAGGUUUGCAUGUUACUAAUAUAUGAGUAAAUAUGGUGCCUAAUGUUCAUGUUUGAGCAGAUCACGCCUCUGUCACACUGCUUCUCGGAAUCCUUGCAGGUGCUUUGUCUCAGCGACAGCCGCCUGCUGUCUGGCAGAACUCAACAAAAGUGUGCCUGCCAGAAUCAUCUAUUUUUGGAUAAUCGUAGGCGUUCGCAAGCUCUAGCCUGACUGAAUUCGAUCCCAAAUUUCAUCUCAACUCUUCACCAAAAAGUACAUUUGGAGAUCACAGUAGCAACGGCUGACAUUUUCCACAUCUUGCAGCUCCUUUUCAAGAUGUUACGAGCUCUUGGUUCCCCUCACCUGGAAGCACCCAGAGGUAUUCCGAGCAGUAAUGUAACGGGAGUGUGGAGCAGACAUAGGAACCCACUUGCACUCAAAAAGCUCCCACCUUCGUUGUGCCUCACUUCCAACGGUGCUUUUUUCAGUAGUCUGUCUUUCUUUAUGUUUGUUUGUAAGGUGCUGUAUAUAACUUGAAUAUAUUAUGCACAUAUCCUACCCAAUGGGUAGAAAACACAAAAAAGAUGUUGUGAAUAAUGUAAUAUAAUGUAUAGACGAUAUAAAAAUUUUAAGAGGGCAACGUCAAUUUCUAAAUGCCUACAGUUAAAAAAAUCUGCUUUGUCUUUUUUUCAUAAGAAAACAUGUUUUUCAAAGUAUGCUCAGAAUAUGGUUGCAACACAAAUUACAACUUACAAUAUUUUCUUAUAAAUUCUAAGAUAUGUGAUCAUAUGGAUGAGCUGAGCUUAGAUAGCUUGUUGAUGAGAUUCCUCUGUCACAGUGCCAGCCUUCACUCCAAAACUGGACACAUCCUCACUAACAAACAGAUGGAGAGUUCUGUUAAACGGAUCUUUUAGGAACAUGUUCAGAUGCAGACAAAUAUGUUGGCAUCUCUGGUAAAAAUGUUUAAAAUCAUUUCAUAUUUAUUUCCAGCAGCGUAAUCACCCACAGAAACAUGUAGAAAGUAUCAGCCUUUGAGUUUAGUACGUUUAUUACGUAGGGAAAAAACCCAAACUAAGAAAUAAUUUACCAUGGUACUGUUGGUGAGAUCCCUUUAAAAUAAAUGUAAUGGAAGCGUUUUUAAAUUUAUGUUUUGAAACUUGGAGGGGGUUUCUGCCUCAAGUGGAGGAGUUGAAUAUCUUGGGGGUCUUGUUCACGAGUGAGGGGAGAAUGGAGUGGGAGAUCAAUAGAUGCAUUACUGCGGUGGUUCGUUGUGGUGAAGAGAGAGCUGAGCCAAAAGGGAAAGCUCUCGAUUUAUCAGUCGGUCUACGUUCCUACCCUCAACUGUGUUCAUGAACUUUGGGUCAUGACUGAAAGAACGAGAUCUUUGAUACAAGCAGCUGAAUCAAGCUUCCUCCGCAGGGUGGCACUCCUUUAGAGAUAGGGUGAUGAGCUCGACCAUCCGAGAGAAUCUCGGAGUAGAGCCAUUGCUCCUCCACUGUAAGGGGAGCUAGGUGAGAUGGCUCAAACAUCUGUUCCAGAUGUCCCAUGGACGCUUCCUUCAGGAGGUUUUCCAGGCACAUCCCACUGGGAGGGGACCCAGGGGACGCUGUGGAAGACACCUUCUGAGGGACUAUGUCUCUCAGCUGUACUGGGAAUGCCUUGGACUCCUCCCGGAGGAGCUGGAGGAGGUGUCCGGGGAGAGGGAAGUCUGGGCGUCUCUGUUGGGACUGCUGCUCCCGUGACCCGGUCCCCAAAAAGUGGAAGACGACGAGUAUGAGUACUUUUUAAAGUUGAUUACAGUGUCUAGGAACUUCUAAUUACAAAUCAAUAAUGUUCUGUGCUCCGGGGAAUAAAUAUAAAAUGACAGACAUCCUUUUCUUUUAGCCAAUUGCCUGGAGGAUCCAUAUUUUCACCGAACAUGGUGAGGAUGAUGGAAAGUGAGGUGUAAUCUUGGUAGAGUGCACAGCAUCGAAAAUUCUUUGAGAUACCAGGAGAUUCUAAAUAAAAAUAUGUUGGACUUGAUUUAAAAAUGGGUCCUCAGUUGGUCUUUCAGCGGGAUAAUUAUAGAAAACAAAUGGCCAAACCAGGAAAUAAAAUGGUUGGCCGACAACUUCUACCAUGAUUGUCUUAGUCCCCAGGGCCAAAUCCUAUAGAAGUCCUGCAGGUUGAGCUGAAUAGUAUAAGAAAGAACCCAGGAUUCCUGACCAACUGGAGCUUGUUAAAAGAGGGAUGGUCAAAGGACCGUCUCUAUGACCCAAUAGUUAGAUGUUAUGUAAGACUAAGAACUACUAAUUAUUAACAAAAGACCUUCCAAUAGGUGAGGUGCUAGUGGUUUGUUGAAAAAUUUAAUUUCAUAAAAAAAAAAAUAUAAAUUCCCCACUGAAUAAAUACUCAAGUUUGGAUUUUCCUUAAAUUUUUCAGUGUGAGAUUCUGCUGCUGCAGUUAAAGCUUACAUCCUUACCAGGCUUGCCAAUGAAUGUGGCAGGCACCAUAUAAAACACAAUCUCAUCAGUCUCUGUGACAUCAGCAGUUGAAGAUGGCAGUGUGACAGCUAUCUGCACUUCUUUUGUGUGCAUCUGAGUUUUAGUUGCUUUAAACACUUGCCGCUGCCACAGGUCUGGCAAAUAGUUGGGACAUCACCGAGCGGAAGAUAAAUUGAUGAGGCAAAUGUUGGAAAGUUGCACCAGCAGAAGGAAACAAGCUUAGGGUUAAAAACUACAGCUUAAACUUUCAUAUACUUUAAUUGUAUUAUUUUCUAUAUAACAAUGGUAUAUGUGGCACAAUGUAUAACGAGCGUCAUGUUUAACCUGCAGCCAUUUAUUUCUAAUAUGUACUAAAAAGAACUCCAUUGUACAAUAACUGCAGAGCAUGUUCAUUUUAUCUAUAGAUGAUGUACAUAGCCUCGUGCCAUUUUUUUUUCUCCACAGCACCAAAUAAGUGGCACUUGUUUUGAAUUUUGAAAAAGUUGCCUCUGCUCUCCUCUAUGGACAUUUUGUUUGUUGGUUUCCUGGAAGAGAAAAGACUGAUCUCAUUUGAUUUGAACCUCCGGAGCGCACUCCCUCUUUCCUCUUCUCAGAAGUCUGUACUUAAGUGCUGACGACAAGUAGCUGUUUGUAUCGUUCCACCACCAGUAAUAACGUCGCAACAGUUUGUCCUGACAUUUACCAUAGGACUGCUUCCAUUAAGGGUUGUCUAACAUCAGUUUGCUUUAUUUACCCCACCCGGCACCCCUUCUGUGGAGAUAUAUAUAUAUAUAUAUAUAUAUAUAUAUAUUAGACACACACACAUACACACAGAGGUGGGGUAAAAUUGUGUAUUUUGCCUCUUUAUUUAAGCAAUUGUGAUGUAAUAGGUUUUAGGCCUAAGGUCUGUUAUUGCAAUACUUUUACAUAAAAGAAGAAAAAAAGUCAAAAAAUGUCGCUCUAAGUGCUGUUGUAGUCAAAGAUUUUAUGCUUGUACUCAUGCUGUAGUCAAACUGCAGCAUAACAAAUAAAACUUUAAAAGUGA